Molecule: messenger RNA, 903 nt
Organism: Xenia sp. Carnegie-2017
Lineage: Eukaryota; Metazoa; Cnidaria; Anthozoa; Malacalcyonacea; Xeniidae
Exons: 4
Coding region: 88-522 (144 amino acids)
Source: RefSeq, a predicted model, not a curated record
AUUAAUGUUUCCUCAUUGCAUGAUGCGUAGAAAGGUGAAGAAUUGAUUGACGACACAGGUCUGCUUUCUAACAAUGACGUGUCAAAAAUGGACGAAACACUGGGAAAGCUUGAUAAAGAUGACGACACUUUUCCAGUAGGAAAUAGUGUUGAGGAGUCACAAGGCAAUGCUGAGUUCGUUAAUAAUGAGCCAGAUGCAAUUAAAGCUAUUUUAAGAGAUUGUGUUGAACAAACAAAAACAAAAUCCAAUAAGGAAACUCGGGGAAAACAAAGACUUCAAAAGUGGUUAAGAGGGCAUUUGUUUAUAGUUAGAGGAGGAGGAAUAAUCGAUAAAUGGAGUCCUCUUUAUAGAUCUGAAAGCCCUUCUCAAGUGUUUUUGAUAACUCUUUCUUGGCUGCGCAUUAUGUUAAAGGAAAUCAACCCAAUGAAUUGGAGUUCCGUUUUUUUUUCAUAUGACAAUGUGCCACCUAGAUGGCUUACAAGCAGCGAAAAAAGUUUUGCCAUGGUCUCAACCAUGGGAUAAAGCAUGGCUUUCAAUUCGUAAAAUAAUUGAGAGCCUUCAUAUCAAAAAUCACAAAGACGAGAAAUGCCUGGAGAAAUACAAUCCUUUGCCUUUAAAAACUGAAAUCCCAAAUGGAAGUACAAUGGCUGCUGAACAGACUUUCGUCUGGCUUUCCAGGUUUAAGAAGAUACUGUGUGCUAUGCCCAAAGUGCAUCAUUUGUUUUAUUUACAUAGAAUGGUAAAGCACAGAAACAAAUAUACUGUUAAAUGCUAUAAGACUGGUAAAAAACCUCUUUUACCAAUCGUUCGUAAGACGGAAAGCUAAUUCAUUCCCUUUUUAUUUACGCAUCUGUAAUUGGAGAUGAGCAAUUAUAUAUGCAUGGUCGAUUAUCUACAACAAAC